AUGCCACACGGUUCCAUUAGAACAGACGUACACGUACCUUCUUAUGGUACCUCUCAGAUGACAUUUAUCACUUGCAUUGGGAAAAAGUUUGGGAGAUUUUAUGUGGUGUGGGAGAUUAGGCGGCUGAUAGAUCAAUAUAUAGGUGGUCCUUGGAUAAGCUUCGAAGAAAUCCCCAAAGAAGUGAUCGAACAAAUUUGGGUGAAAUUCAAGACACUUUAUGAUUGGGAUAAAAGACAGGAUGAGAAAAUCAAGACAAACUUUAAGUUUGUCAUUCAAGAGGAGCUAUACAGAGACAUCAGGAGUACGUAUAGGGAAAGAUCAACAAAGAUGGCCAUAGCUGUCGGACAUGAUAUGUAA
Molecule: messenger RNA, 357 nt
Organism: Lactuca virosa
Lineage: Eukaryota; Viridiplantae; Streptophyta; Magnoliopsida; Asterales; Asteraceae
Source: the annotation of a GenBank genome assembly